Drosophila ficusphila is the source of this 3721-nucleotide messenger RNA. RefSeq names its product probable RNA helicase armi (gene armi). Gene Ontology annotation, molecular function: helicase activity. Bases 1 to 3546 code for a protein of 1181 amino acids. The transcript is spliced from 6 exons. The record is from RefSeq and is a predicted model, not a curated record. NCBI's taxonomy places the organism in Eukaryota, Metazoa, Arthropoda, Insecta, Diptera, Drosophilidae.
AUGAUUUCACUCUAUCGCAUGCUUUUCCCCAACGCGGAUCGGGAGCGUGAGUUUCUCAUGGAGCGUGCUGAGCAGGAGAAUCGCUUCUUGGAUCAAAGAAUAAUGGAAGAGGAAAUUAGGCGGCAGAACGAGGCAAAUCCAUCGGGUAUGGAUGAAGCUUUAACCAACCAGACGCGUCAAAUUACGCAGAAAUUGUCCGCUUUGGACAUCAACAAGGAUAGCCGCUGCUGUGCUAGAAAAGGAGUGAUCACUAGUUUGACCAGCAACAGCGGGGCCAUCGACAAAAACCUUUUCUUUGAUAGCAAGGCGGCAGAAGGCAUCUUUUUGGAGCUGAGCGUCGGCUCUGUCGUCGAAUAUCUGACCUUUCAGAAGGAGCACGAGGAGGACAUCCGGGUGGUCAAGGUGCAGCGCAUCGUGGAGCCGAGCUGGGAGGUCCCUAAUCAGAACCAGAUCGAUGAAGCUCUGGAUAAACUAAAAACCCAGAAAGCCAUCCAAUUCAACACGGAAAUGAGGAGCGUUUUAGGCCUGAUUUGCCAGCGCAUGGCUUCCUCCAUCGACGUGGAGACGGAGUAUGGGCAGCUCACCGUCGAACUGGACAACAUCGAAAUAAACUUCGUACCCCAAACUGGAGAUCGCGUGCGCCUGGAGUGCAACAUCCAGCUGGACGACGGAUACGUCGAUAAACAAGGGGAGAUUCUGCAGGUGACCAAGGUGUGUCCCACGCGCAUCGAAGAAGGUGAGAAGUGCACUGUGGAGCGCGUUUACACGGAUCUGCUGAUUCUGGGCCCGGAGGUCUAUGCCUUAAAAGCGGACGUGCCCACGGGAAUGGAUCCCCACUUGGGCGACUUUUUGCUCGCCGAUCUUAUCGAGUGUCAGUAUUCCAAAUUCACAAGGCGAGCCAUUAAGCUUGUUCCGCUGGAAAAGAACUUUGGAGCCACAAAGGUUCAACGCAGUGCAGGCUUGGGAUCCUCCAGCCGUGAUCAAGCGGUCUCAGUUACCGGGGUAAACCGCUUCAUCAGCACGGAGCUCUGGCAAAAGCAGAGUAUCUCGUUACAGCUGACCAACAACCUGAGUCGCCAGUUGCGUCUGGAAAGCGUCGUUGUCUCCAACGACAGUGAGUCUCAGUUGAGCUUGCUCGAACCUCUCGAGCCCCGGGACAUUGUUAGUGGCGGCAGCUUGACAAUGAUCUUCGAAAUUCAUACCCAGUUCAUGGGCGAAGCGACCGAGAACUUCGUCCUGAAGUUUGAUAGGUUCAAAGUGAAUCGGUCUUUCACAGUUAUCGUAUGCGAAACUAAAGAGGAAGCCGAAGAGGCCGAGAGGCGCUUGGUAGCCGCCGAAAGUCUUUUGGCUCCCGGACGCACGGUGCUUCAGAGAUCGAAGUUCUAUGCCAACCAAGUUUGGUGCAACCAAAGGGAUGUGGUGCCGGGGGAGUACAGUACCACCAAACGCAGAUUUGUUUCCCUGCGGUUGGGUUUUUUCGAGGUCCCCGAGAAGUUGCGGCGGAUCUAUUUAACCGUCGAACGGAAACAGGAAAUGUUGGACUCACUGCAGCAGAGUUAUCCCUGCGUCACGGAGUCUCUAAACGCUAGUAACUAUGUGCAGCGCAUGGGCUUGUAUCUCCACCUCGAGGAGAUAGAGUGCUUCGUGAGUUUCCGCAACUACGACAGAGACCGCGCGCACUUUCUCCGAGAUGGGGAGUAUCUGGCGCUGCAGAUCGAGAAUCUGGCCGAGCGUCGUCCCUCGCUGGUCAUUGGCGAUGUGGUGCGAGCCAUAAAUCCCUGGGUGGAGCCCAACUCUAAGGAUAACAAGUCGUACGAGGGCAUUAUCCACAAGGUACUCUUCAAUCGCGUGCUGCUCAAGUUCAACGCCAGUUUCCAGGGGAAGUACAAUGGCGAGGAUUACCGGCUGGAGUUUUACUUCUCGCGUUUUGGUUACCGCAAGCAGCACCAUGCCGUCUCGCGGAUAUUGAGCGUCAUGGGCGAGCAGUUCCUGUUUCCCAGCAAGGUGACCAAGCGCGAGAACCCCCAGUCGGAGGUCCGAAUGGAGGGCGAUGAUAUGUACCUGUAUGACUCGAAGCUGCCAUGGUACAACGAUUCGCUUAAUUGCAUCCAAAAGCGAGCUGUGUACAAUAUCCUGCGUGGGGAGGCGGAGGACCUUCCGUACGUGAUCUUUGGGCCACCGGGCACUGGAAAGACGGUAACCCUGGUGGAGACCAUCCUUCAGUUGGUGAGGAAUCUGCCAGGUGCUCGGAUCUUGGUGGGGACACCAUCAAACAGCGCGGCGGACUUGGUGACCAAGCGACUCAUCGAAUCCAAAGCUCUGCUCCAGGGAGACUUCAUUCGGCUUGUGUCGCACAAUCUAGUGGAGAGGGACCUGAUUCCGCCCGAACUAAUGAGCUAUUGUGCCACCAUUGAUCUCGCUGCUGCGGGCUCCUGCACUGACAGUAUGGUUACCACCGAAUCCGGACUGAAGCUCCGCUGCCAGAUGAAAUUCAUUGGCACCCACCGAAUCACCAUCUCGACGUGCGCCACUUUGGGUAACUUCCUGCAGAUGGGGUUCCCGCCAGGACAUUUUACCCACGCGCUGCUCGAUGAGGCGGGUCAGUGCACCGAACCGGAGACAAUGGUGCCCAUUGUAAUGCUCAGCAGGAAACGGUGCCAAGUGGUUUUGGCAGGUGAUCCUCGCCAGCUGCAGGCAAUUACGCUGAAUAGGCUUUCGAGCAAUACGUCACUCUGCAUGUCCUUUCUGGAACGGUUGCUCGAGCAUUCGCCGUAUCAAAAAGACCUUCAGAGGUUUCCAGAAAGCUCGGGCUACAAUCCCGUGGUGCUGACCAAGUUGUUGUACAACUACCGAGCACUGCCAUCCAUUAUGAGCGUUUACAGCAAGCUGUUCUACGACGACGAACUGAUCCCGAUGGUUUCUCAGAGCGAUUCAAGGGAAUCUCAGCUUCUCUCCAAGCUGCGAGUGGUUUUCGAGCCAGAAAAGGAUAUGCCCCAGGCACAUGGCACGUUCUUUUAUGGCAUCACUGGGGAGAACAGGCAGGAGAACGAUUCUCCUUCCUGGUUUAAUCCCCACGAGGUGAAGGAGGUGUUCCUCAUGACCAUCGCCCUGUAUCGCGCCAACGUGAGUCCGGAACAGAUCGGAAUACUCACGCCCUACAUGAAGCAGGUGAAGAUGCUGCGCAACAUGUUCAUUGGCACUGAUGUGGCCAUGCCAAGGAUUGGCAGCGUCGAGGAGUUUCAGGGACAGGAACGCGACAUAAUGCUGAUCUCCACGGUUCGAUCCUCGGAAUCGAUUCUUCGGAAUGACUCCAAGCUUUCCCUGGGCUUUGUACGCUCCAAAAAGCGAAUGAACGUGGCCAUUUCGCGAGCUCGAGCUAUGAUGAUUGUCUUCGGGAACCCCCAUCUUCUCGCCGUCGACGACUGCUGGCGCCAACUCAUCCUGUUUUGUGCCAACAACAACGCCUAUUUUGGUUGUGAGCUGCCAGAAUCUAUUCAAAAUCAAGAGGAAGAAGACCCAAUUCGGUUGGAAUCUUUUGUGCCUUGACGCAAUUGCCUAUUAGCCAAACGCCAACCAGACAUACUGUAUUCUCUGCAUUUACAAUUUAAGAAACUAAAGUUCCAAAUGAAUUGGAAAGCAAAUUUGAUUUUUUUGUGAAGUUUAUAAAUUUUAUUUUUUACUAAUUAAAUAAAGCCCCUAAAGCACAAUUUUACCAAAUAAA